Molecule: messenger RNA, 1938 nt
Organism: Aspergillus uvarum CBS 121591
Lineage: Eukaryota; Fungi; Ascomycota; Eurotiomycetes; Eurotiales; Aspergillaceae
Product: extracellular metalloproteinase
Exons: 5
Molecular function (GO): metalloendopeptidase activity; zinc ion binding
Source: RefSeq, a predicted model, not a curated record
AUGCGCGCAUUGAUCAAUAUAGGAGCCUUAGGCGUGCUCCCGCUGUUAUGUACUGGCCAUCCACACCAGAAGCCAGUCCGGAGUCUCGACCACUUCCGCUUGACACCAAGAGCCACAUACGUGGACUUCCCCACUAUCAGUAACCUCGCAUCGCAGUAUCCCUCUGCUGGAAAAGAAGACUAUGUUGAAACAUCUACAAGACUUGUUCGAAGCAUUUCGCCGGGAACGAGCUUUCGAAUCAUCGACAACCAUUAUGUAGGGGACAAUGGAGUCGGGCAUGUGUACUUUCGCCAGACCCUGCAUGGAAUCGACAUCGAGAAUGCCGAUUUUAAUGUGAACGUUGGCGAAAACGGAGAGAUCUUUUCCUAUGGCAGCUCCUUCUUUGCAGGCGACUUCCCACCGAGCGAUCCGAUAACACAGCCGAACCUCUCAGACCCGAUUCUUGCUCUCCAACGAGUAGUGGAGAUGUUGCAUCUUCCUAUCACGGUUGACACAGUCAGAACGAAACCCGUCACAUCAAACAGCAUCUACAUCCUCCAAGGAACCACAGGCGCAGUCUCAGAUCCAACCGUCAACCUCGUGUACCUAGUCACCCCAAACAACACGCUCACCUUGACCUGGCGAGUCGAGACAGACGUUCACGAUCACUGGCUUAUCACAUACAUCGACGCAGCAACCAGCAACACGAUUCACGGGGUAAUCGACUACGUCUCCGAAGCAUCAUACCAAGUCUACCCAUGGGGCACCAACGACCCCACAGACGGCACCCGCAUCAUCGUCACCAACCCCUGGGACCUCGCCGCCUCCCCUUACACCUGGCACAGCGACGGGCUAAUCAACUACACCAGCACGCGCGGCAACAACGCGAUCGCGCAGUGGAAUCCCAGCGGCGGGCGGCCGUACCGCAACAACUACCGGCCCUCGUCUCCGACCCUGGAUUUCCACUACCCCUACAACCCGAACCAGACCUACCCAGCCGCCUACCUCAACGCCUCCAUCACGCAGCUCUUCUACACCGUCAACGCCUACCACGACCUGCUGUACCAGCUGGGCUUCACCGAAGCCGCCGGCAACUUCGAGUUCAACAACGGCGGCCGCGGCGGCCGGUCCCACGACUACGUGAUCCUCAACGCGCAGGACGGCUCCGGCACCGACAACGCCAACUUCGCCGCGCCGCCCGACGGCAUCCCUGGCCGCAUGAGCAUGUUCCUGUGGGUGGAGCCGGGGUCCGCGACGGAUGUCAUCCGGGAUGGGAGCUUCGAUAGCGGUAUCGUGAUCCACGAGUAUACCCAUGGCUUGUCAACCCGGUUGACCGGCGGGCCCCACAACGCCGGCUGCCUCAGCACCCUCGAGUCCGCCGGCAUGGGUGAAGGCUGGGGCGACUUCAUGGCCACCACCAUCCGCAUGAAGCCGGGGGACUCGCGCAACACCUCGUACGCGGUGGGCGCCUGGGCGCAGGCCUCCAAGGCUGGGGUGCGCGCGUAUCCGUACUCGACCUCGCUGCGCGAGAACCCGCUGCUGUAUACGGAUGUCAACGAGUUCGAUGGCGUGCACGCCAUCGGGACGGUGUGGGCCAGUAUGCUGUAUGAGGUGGUGUGGAAUCUGAUGGAUCGGUAUGGGGUGAGUAGCAGUGAGGGUAUGGGUUUGGGGGUCAGUGGUGCUGGUAGUCAUCGUCGUGGUGGUUUUGGGAAAGAGGUGAAGGAGAUGGAUGGGAGGUAUUUGAGUUUGAAGUUGGUGGUGGAUGGGAUGACUUUACAACCUUGUAAUCCGACCUUUGUGCAGGCUCGCGAUGCGAUCCUGGACGCAGAUGUGGCGCUUACUGGGGGCAAGAAUCGGUGCGAGAUUUGGAAGGGGUUUGCGAAGAGAGGGCUGGGGUCCGGGGCGAGGUUUUGUCGGAUUAGGAGGGUGGGAAGUACGACUAUUCCGCCGGGGGUGUGU